Molecule: messenger RNA, 4212 nt
Organism: Cuscuta campestris
Lineage: Eukaryota; Viridiplantae; Streptophyta; Magnoliopsida; Solanales; Convolvulaceae
Source: the annotation of a GenBank genome assembly
CGGUAAUGACUUGGCAGCCCAACAUUCCUUUUAGGACGAUCACGUCUCGGCUGCCUUUCGGAUCCGUCCUCGACCUCCCCGGUUUGGGCCGUUGUGUGUACCGAUCGUAUCAUGUGGCCCCAUGCCUACUAGCCAAGGCAGACCUAGUCAUGUGUCAUCUAGUUAGUUUGAUUUUUUUAGAUCAAAGUGUAUAAAUUUCAAUCAUGAAGAUAUACAUAAAAUAUGCUUGUUACAUAUUAAUCCAAUGAAAUGAUUUUUCUAAAAAUGUUUUGCCAAAAUUCAAUUUGUACCAAUAUAUAAUGCAAACUUGAUUUAACUUAUAAUCAAAUUCAUCUAUUUGAUUUGAAAAACUAAUUGAAGAAAUACUCGGGUGUGCAGAGAAGGUAUUAAGGUCUUUAUUAUGUACUCCCUCCGUCCCCCUGUACUUAUCCACAUUUAACUUUUGGAACUGUUCAUCUAAACACUUUGACUCAUCAAAUUCUCUCAAUGUGGAGACGGAGGGAGUACAAAGAGAGAUAGGCAUGCCUUUGUACAUCAAAUUUGUGUACAAACUACCAAAUUAAUUAAAUAAAUACUCUGUGGUAAACGAUAUUCUUCCUAAAAACAAAGUUAACAAACUAACAGCGCCCAAUGCAUUUAAACAAACAGACUCUCCUGUGCCUCCUCAACCACAUCUCAUGUAUUAUUAUUUCAUUUCUCCGAACCGGGGUGGGGGGUUUAUCGGGGGGUUAGGGGGUAGGAACCGUCAAUUUUACGAACGGUUACGAACGGGGCACCGGAGUGACCCCGAGUCAUCCUAUGACAUUAAGGUUCAAUGUCAUUUGAACAUUCCCCUUCUCCGAAGUACGAGUAGUAAAAAUACACUUUAGAAAUGAAAUGAUUAUAUUAUUUUAACAAACAACUAACAAAAAUAAAGAAAAAAUAGUUGAUUAAUUUGGGAAAGGAAUAUAUGCCACAAAUAUCCACCAAGAACCUUCUCAUAUAAAGAAAGAGAAAAGUGCACCGUUUAUCCACGAAUUCUUCAUAAAUUGCACGCUUUAGUUCCAAACAUUAAAAGGUGUACCAAUUAUCCCUCAAUUCUUCCAAAAUUGAACGAUUUACCAAUGAACAUUAAAAAGUACACCAAAUAUCUAGUUUUGACUUUUUUAUCCAUCAUUUUUAACUUUUGAUUUAUAAUUAAAUAAAAUAUAUAUUGCAUACUAAUUAGAUGAAAUAAUUUUUUGAAAAUAUUUGAUAUAAUAAAUCUACUAAAACUAUUUAUGUACCAAUACGUAAUAUUAUUUUUAUUUAAUUAGAGGUCAAAUAUUACUAAUUUUAACCCAGAAAAGAUAAAAAUAGAUAAAUACUCAAAGAUAGGGGAAAUAAUAUACAUUAUCUUCAUGAACCUAACAUACCUUACAAAUUUAGGGGUUUUUAAAUCAUUAUUUACGAUAACUAGUUUUAGAAGAGAAUACUGGUUUGGCCACUACCGAGAGAGAGAGAGAGAGUGAUAGAAUUUAUUAAAAUUACCCUGGAAUUUACGGAGUACGUAGUAUAUAUGCUUUCUCGGUCAGAUUGGGGUUUUAAUAAAACUAUGUAUAAUUAAGGCCUAAUUUAAAUUUAGAAAAGACAAAGACCGUAAAUUUAUUUCCCAUGAUUAAAAGAAAUUCGAAAGUAUUCUAGAAAUGGACAAUCUAAUAUUGUGAAUGAAAAAGAAUAAAGAUGAAAAGUUUAUUAAGAAAAAUUAUAGGAGUAAUACAUACAUACACUGAUACACACACACACAUCAAAUGGGUGAAGAAGGGGAUAAUGGAGGGAGCUCCCUUCAGUCCAAUCUGAGAUAGAGGAAAAGGUGAAAUCAGUCUCCCGCGUCAUUCACUCAUUCCCAGCAGCAGUCUCUUAGAUAAACAUCUGCUGUGUUUGAAUAAAUGAGUCGGGAGCUAAUUCAAACCCUUCCUUGUUCGGUUUGGACUGAAUGGGUCUCCCCCCCCUCUCUCUCUCUCUCUAUCUGAUCGCCACAUUCUACCUUAUUCGGACAUGUUUGGGAAUAUCGUUAAAUAUUGGUGUUAGCAUUUUGGAUAAAAUUUUAGCGGUGCAGAUUAUUUUAAAAAAACACUAACACUAUCCGUAGAUAGGUUUUUCAAAACACUAACGUUAAUAUCUCUAAAAUUAUUUUCAAACAUGCCCUUCAUCUUCCUCGACAAAAAAGAUUAAAACAAACCUCAGAUGGGAGUGCGAGAGAAAUACAUUUGGGAUAUGAGGAGAAGUUGUGAGAGAUGGAGAGAGGCAUCAGGCCAUGUAUGAUUGGGCUUUAUCCGAAUAGCGUGCAGAACCGAUUUCUAGCGGAUUCUUGGCCUGCAAAACCGUUGACUCACACAGUUGAAAGUUUCAGUCGGAGCGAGACGACGAUCGGGAAGAGAGGAGCUGCGGUGGGCGAAUUUCGACUUGAAUACAUCUCCUUAACUAUAUAAAUUAAUCCUUUAUUGCGGCGGCGGCGGUGGUAGAGUCGGUGCCCAGGCAGAGGCGCAGUGAUUCUGACCGCAUGGCGUACCGGCGGAGGCAGCAAAUGCAUAGGACUUCUGCUUCCAGAGACGAGUUUGAUAGUCCGCGCAACCCUCCCCCGCCUCCGAUAUCAAUCCCCGGAGAAAACUCGUCUUCUUCUUCGUCGGCGUCGUCUUCGCUCGCUGCUAAGGCCAUCCGAGCCUCAUCGGCGCAUCGCGACUUCUCUCUGUCAUCGGCGUAUGGAGAAUCUGCUGUUUCGUCUCCUAGGGAUUCUAACCCCCUCAGAUCUCCAUAUCAUGCUUCCUCAACAAAGGAUACAUCCAACUACGUAUAUACUUCAAUGAAAAGCUUGGAUGAACCAAAACAAGGAUUUUGGAGUGCACUGGCCAGGAAGGCAAAAUCCAUUCUUGAUGAUGACGAUGCUGACCAACUACUGCAUGAAGCUGCAGAGGGGACAACAGCACGUCAGAUGUCGGAUAAUACAACAAGGGGUCAGCGUCAUGAAGGGCAAAGAAAACCAGAAAAUCAUGAAGUGCAGAAAGGAUUGGAUGUCCUUGCAUCUUCACUUAAUUAUAUUAGCGGCACCAUUGGCAAUGCUUUUGAGGAGGGCCGUGCAGUUGUGAAGAAUCGUACUGCAGAUAUUCUUCAGGAAACACGCAAGCUGCAAAUAAGGAGAAAGGGAAGUACUGGUACUUCUUUGCAGAAUGAAGCUUCGAAUGUAAUUGGAACGCGGCAAAAACCUGUUAUGUGGAACCAUAUGCAAACCCAGCCACAGACUGAUUUAAACACUCAGCUGAAAGCAUCUCGCGACGUUGCAAUGGCUAUGGCUGCAAAAGCAAAACUACUACUACGGGAGUUGAAGACUGUAAAAGCUGAUCUGGCUUUUGCAAAAGAGCGUUGUGCACAGUUAGAAGAAGAAAACAGAGCUCUUAGACAAAGUCGCGAAAAAGGUGGCAAUCCAGAAGAUGAAGAUUUGAUAAGGCUCCAACUGGAGACACUUUUGGCUGAGAAGGCAAGGUUGGGCCAAGACAACUCAGUUCUUACGCGGGAGAACCGUUUCCUGAGGGAAAUUGUUGAGUACCACCAGCUCACCAUGCAGGAUGUUGUGUACCUGGAUGAAAAUAGUGAAGAAGUCACUGAAGUUUACCCUGUAAAGGUUGCAAGUCACUUGGACACCGGUGACCUCUCAUCUCACCCUUUGCCAUUCUCAGAGCCUUCAGAGGCUUCUGAUGGUGGUGAUACCUCCUGCAUACCCGAACCAACAAAAAAUGGUCUCGGAAGACAUUCAAAGUCAUUUUCGUAAAAUGGUUUUUCCCCGUGUGUGUUGGGGUGGGGGUGGGGUGGGGUGGGGUGACAUCUGGUUUACAUUCCCAUGUGUCUGUUAUAUACUCGAGGACGGUGGGUGGAUGCACAUUUGCACAUAACUCAUGUAUUACUAAAGAAAGAUUAGGUUUGAAGAGGAAAGUCCCUUUGUUAUUAUGGAACCUUGCAAAAGAGGUCUUUUGGAGUGUAUACUUUUGAAGAGAAAAAAAGGAUAUUAUGGGAGCCUUAAUGUGGUUCUGCAAGUUGUAGGGAACAUAUGAAUAUGAUGUGAUACAUAUAAUAAGGCUCACAUGCCAUGUUGUGUUGGAAAAUGUUACUUUAAUCCCAGGAUGCUAUCAAGUUUGACACCAUGAUUUCACACUGUGAAAUGAUUUUGAAAUGGCCGAAUAAGAAACAGCCACUUGACGG